Ricinus communis (castor bean) is the source of this 928-nucleotide messenger RNA. Its product is annotated as organelle RRM domain-containing protein 2, mitochondrial. Bases 146 to 580 code for a protein of 144 amino acids. Lineage: Eukaryota; Viridiplantae; Streptophyta; Magnoliopsida; Malpighiales; Euphorbiaceae. The transcript is spliced from 3 exons. Gene Ontology annotation, molecular function: RNA binding. The record is from RefSeq and is a predicted model, not a curated record.
GGAAGAUUCUAAAUAAAUUAAAGAAAAAAAAAAGACUGCAAAGGAGGGUUUUUCUCAGGGUUCAACAGCUGAACGUAACCCCAAGAAGAAAGUCCGAGAUAGAUACUCCAUUUCUCAAGUGAACGCCAUCCAUUGAAUUUACCCGAUGGCAUUCUCAUCAAUCAUUCGACGAGGUCUGUUCGGAUCAUCAUCAUCAUUGCCAGCUUCUCCGGCUCUCUUUUUGACCCGUUUCCACUCAACCCUCACUUGUCCUAGGCUUUUUGUCAGCGGCCUCUCGAGACUAACAACAGAUGAGAAGCUUAAAGAGGCAUUUUCUCCCUUUGGCCAGCUUGUUGAUGCAAAAGUCAUAAUUGACAGGGCCUCUGGAAGAUCGAAGGGCUUCGGUUUUAUCACAUAUGCAACAAUAGAAGAAGCUGAGAAAGCCAGAGAAGGAAUGAAUGCCAAAUUUUUGGAUGGAUGGGUGAUCUUUGUCGACCCUGCCAAGCCAAGGGAACAGAGACUGCCACCGCCACCUCCACCACAACCUGAGACUUCUGAAACCGGUUAUAAAAUUAAUAGGACUAUUGGAUGGUGUGGAUGAUUGUGCUGCAAGUUAUUCUCAAUUUUGUUAUUUAGGGAAAAAGUUGCUCAAAUUCUAUAUACAAGAUUAAGCGAGUACAUGCUAGGUUGGGGAAGUUAUUAGGUGAUUUGCCGCAAGCAAGCAUUAAUAUAACGACCCUUUUGGUGGAUUUAUUUUGGGUCCAAAUACUAGGAUCCUGUAUUUCUAUUUAGCUGAACUUUUAAUGUGCUGGAACUUGCUUUUUGCUGCCUGUUAACUGUUAAGCAUCAAGCAAUGAGCACUAGCCCAGUGCUAGUUCUCAAUUUCACUACUCUAUUUCUACUAGAGGCAGAUGCUAAUACAAAAGAAAUUGGAGCAAUUCUGAUGCAA